AUUACGCUCCAGCUCUGCUAACUGCUAGCUCAGCUGAUCUUGCUUCUUGUUGUUUUUUGUUGUUUUUCUUUGUGGACAUCGACUAAAAACACCCGUAAAGACACUUUACGGGUCGUCGGCGUUCCCCCGAGCAUCUGCGUGUCGGUACCGGGCCGUGGCCAUGGCGCUGCAAGGCUCCGAGGAGAUGGGAGAGCCGGUCGAAGAGCCGGAGGAUCUGGAUGACCAGGACGCUGCUAGCAUCUCCCCGGCAGAGGAGAUAACUAUGCCCCCCGGCCCCGGAGGUGAAGAAGGGUCGGAGCAGGCGCCUCUGCUGCCGUGGGACCGCUUCUCCGCCUGGCUGCACUGCAUCUGCGUGGUGGGCUUCGACCUGGAGCUCGGACAGGCGGUGGAGGUCAUUUAUCCUCAUCACUCCAAACUCUCAGAGAAAGAGAAAACCAGCAUCUGCUACCUGUCCUUCCCUGAUUCAAACUCAGGUUGCCUCGGUGACACGCAGUUCUGCUUCCGCUUUCGUCAGGGCUCCAACAGGAAGUCGUCACAGGGAUGCUUCCUGGAAACCGCUGACCGAGACGCCCCGCCCUGCCUGAAGCGGGAACAAGGCCAUUACUACGGCUACGUGUACUUCCGCCAGGUCAGAGACAAAUCUCUGAAGAGAGGAUACUUCCAGAAGUCUCUGGUCCUCAUCAGUAAGCUGCCCUACGUGACCUUCUUCCACUGCCUGCUGAAGAUCAUGGCUCCAGAAUACUUUGAAAAACAGGAACCCUGCUUAGAAGCCGCUUGUAAUGACAUGGACCGCUGGCCUGCGCCUCAUCCUGGACGGAUCCUCACGCUGCCGAUUAUGGGCGUGGUCAUCAAGGUUCGAAUCCCAACCUGUUAUGAUAAACCAGGAACCUCCCAGCUGGUCCAGUCUGCUCAGGGGGACAGUCUGGUGUCCAUCGUUCUCCCAACCAUCCACGAGGUGGACCUCUUCAGGUGUUUCCAUCCCGUCUUCUUCCACAUCCAGAUGCUCUGGGAGUUGGUGUUGCUGGGAGAGGCCCUGGUCGUCAUGGCGCCGUCGCCCGCAGAGUCCUCGGACACGGUGCUGGCGUUGGUCAGCUGCAUCUCUCCUCUGCGCUACUGCAGCGACUUCCGGCCGUACUUCACCAUCCAUGACAGCGAGUUUAAGGAGUACACGACCAGGACGCAGGCGCCGCCGUCCGUCAUCCUGGGCGUCACCAAUCCUUUCUUUGCCAAAACUCUGCAGCACUGGCCGCACAUCAUCCGCAUCGGAGACAUGAAGCAAACAGGAGAGCCGACCAAGCAGAUGAAGGUCAAGAAGCUGAAAAACCUGAAGACUCUGGACUCUAAACCUGGUGUUUAUACCGCAUACAAGCCGUACCUCAGCAAGGACGAAGAAAUCAUCAAGCAGCUCCAGAAGGGGGUCCAGCAGAAGAGACCCUCGGCGGCCCAGAAUGCAAUUCUGCGGCGCUACUUCCUGGAGCUGACUCAGAGCUUCAUCAUUCCUCUGGAGCGUUACGUGGCCAGCCUGAUGCCGCUGCAGAAGUCCAUCUGUCCGUGGAAAAGUCCUCCUCAGCUGCGGCCGUUCAACCAGCAGGACUUCAUGAAGACGCUGGAGAAAGCUGGACCUCAGCUGACGUCCAGACUGAAAGGAGACUGGAUCGGACUCUACAGGUGUUUCCUCAAAUCCCCAAACUUUGACGGCUGGUUCCGCAGCAGGAGGAAGGAGAUGACCCAGAAGCUGGAGGCCCUUCAUCUGGAGGCCCUCUGUGAGGAGGACCUCCAGCAGAGGAUCCAGAAGCAUACAGAGGUGGAGGCAGUGGACCUGGUUCUGAAGCUGAAGGACAAGCUGACCCAGGCCGAGCGGGAGCAGCUCCCCCUGCAGCCCGGGACCCUGACCAAACUGCGGAGCCACAUCGAGGCGCUGAUCCGGACCCUACCUGAAGACCUGCAGGGCAUCCUCCACAAGCCCCCCACACCCUGACCGGCAACCCCCUCCCCGGCCCGCAACACUAACCCCGCUCUGAGCUUGUUUUAAAGUUUUCGGGGGUCCUGGAAUCUUUUUGUGGUUCCUCAUGAGAUUCCUUUGGAGUAACAUGGAAGCACAAAGGGCGGGUCCAGCCUCAGUUCUGAUGCUGGUGACCCGUGUGGACCUGAAGCCAGCGGAGUGGAUCUGACAGAACCAACAGGACCAGAACUUGGAGACAAAGAGGACGGUGUGAUGCAUUCAUGCAGCCACAGAAAAAACAGGAAGGUUGGUUCUGGGCUUUUACGGUCCUGACACCGACUGACCCCAGCAGAACAUUCAUUGGUUCUGGAAACAGGUUCUGACAGAAGUGCACUUGUGGACUUUCACUUUUAUGCAAAAAGCCGAGCGGUUCUGUCUGCUGCAGCCGCGUUUCAGCACCAGCGUUUCUCCUGCAGGUUCCCCGUCACAGUGAGGGAGGGGGGGUCCGGGGGGGUCCUGCCCUGAAAACUGAAUGUAAACAUUGUUUUUUUUAAAACCAUCCAAACUGUUCUGACUCUGAGAGAAGACGAGGAAGCGGGCUUUGGGUCCACGUGACCCGUCUGGGGGGGGGACUCUAAUGGGUCUUAAUCAUGUCAAUCAAAGGCAGUUCCCGUGUGGAUCAGGACUGGGGGGGUUCUGGCCUGACACCCCCACUGCACCAUGACCUUCAUUAACCCCUGAAAAGCAUCACGGGACCCCUCCCCCUGACUUCAUUUUAUGACUUUUUAUGUUGUUUUAAUCUGAAGUUGACCAGAACCGGAUUCUGCUGCAGCUUUUCCAUUGAACGGGUUUGGUUGGACCCAACGGAGCAGAUCGGGUUCUGUUGUUGUUUCUUUGAACGAAAACGUCUCAUCGAUGGCGGUUUAGCUCAAGUCAAAGUCUGACAUCUUCCGUCUGAGGAGCAGACAGACGAUAAAUGUUCCUGAGCAAUAACAGAAAAUCAAACAAAUUCUGGUUGGGUUCUGGUUUCCAGAACCUUUUCAUCCUGCUGACGAAUGUUUGGUGGCAGACGGACGUUUUCAUGACUUGAAUCUUUCUGCUGACUUAACAUUAAAUGUAUGAAAUGUUUUGAUAUUAAAACUCGUCUGACUGAA
Oryzias latipes (Japanese medaka) is the source of this 3096-nucleotide messenger RNA. RefSeq names its product DENN/MADD domain containing 6A (gene dennd6a). The record is from RefSeq and is a predicted model, not a curated record. Gene Ontology annotation, molecular function: guanyl-nucleotide exchange factor activity. Gene Ontology annotation, cellular component: recycling endosome. Lineage: Eukaryota; Metazoa; Chordata; Actinopteri; Beloniformes; Adrianichthyidae.